CGUCUGGUGCCUAUCUGGUGCGGCUCGAUCCGGCCCGACGAUUCCGAUCCCCCUCCCGUCCGUCCUUCCUUCCCGUCUCGGUCUCUCGCUCUCCACGCCGGCGACCGGAGAAGGGGCAGCGCGCGCAGGCGACGCCCACGGCGACGGAGACGGCGAAUCGUUCCCCUCGCGCGCCGGCUUCGGCCCAGCCCCGCGGCGACGCUCCAGGAUUGAAGGGGGCAUGAGAAGGUGGACAUUGUUGCUCUAGUGAUUUGAUUACCGGAGAUGGUGUUGGUGGCAAAGCAGCACCGCUGCACACACUCUGCGAGCUGCGUUUGCAUCAAGGGCCACCUCAGUGAGGAUGCUCUGUACCUCGUCUUCAAGCACAUGAACUGGAACCCGAGGCUGAUUGCUAUCCUGUCAUGUGUGUGCAAGUGGUUUGACGAGGUUGCCAAGCAGGUGCUGUGGAAGGAGUUCUGUAAUGCGAGGGCUCCGAAGAUGAUGCUGGAUUUGCAUUCAGGUGGCAGCCACAUUGUUGAUGGGAACUGGAAAGCGCUGGGGAAGCUGCUCAUCUAUUGCAAUGGCUGCACAAAAGGGGGACUGUUUAAUAACAUCCAUGUUCCAGGCCAUUUUGUGUUCAGGACACGCUUUUCUAGGACUGCAGGCAGGAGUUUCCUGCCUCUGCCAUGCAAGUCUGACGUCCUUUAUGUGUCAGAUCCAUGCGAGCAUCUUGAUCAGGGGGAAGAAGGUGACUUGGGUUUCUUCCGAGGCAUCUUUAAGUCAUUCGCCACUUCAAGGGUAAAGAAGAUGUUGAUUGAGAAGCGGGCUAGGUUUCAUCCAACGGAGUUGUGCCCUUAUUGUAAGGCCAAGCUAUGGAACAUGUUCCAAGAAAAUAUGAUUCCAAGGAGUGCUUCCGCUAGGUUGGGUGCCUAUGAUGAUUCUGUUGAGUAUUUUGUAUGCCUGAAUGGACAUGUUAUUGGACUUGGUACCCUGCUACCACUCUCAGACUCAGAGGAGGCAGCAGAUGAGUAAUCAUCAAGAACGUGAAUCAGGUUUGGAAGAUUGAAGCCCAGGACUUGUGAAAUGAUACUGAAUCUUGGCUGACUUGUGACUAGCAGAGAGUGAGAUGACAUUGGUUCAGCAAACUGUGGCACAACAAGAAUCUGUGAUGGGCUCCGCAUUGGACUGCAGCUGUGUUCUUCAGGGGGUGUCUUGCAUCAGAUUGGAAAAAAAAAGAAGAGCUAUUUUAUAGUGUCUCUCCUUUAUUUAUUGAUAUGUCAUUACUUGUUUUUGUAACUGGAAUCAAGACACUAGACGUCACCUCGCUUGCCUGUUUAGACAUGUUCGUAUCAUGUGUAGUGAGAUGUUCUAUUUAGCGAGACUUGUGAUGUUAAAUUUAUGCUCAUGAUAUUCAUGUGCUGUUGUCUUUACUGUGCCGUUUCUGUUGCUGAUUACUGAUUCUGGUGUGCGUGGUCUGAUUCUGGUCAUACAAGUACUUGUUUUGUCACCGUCCGUUAUGCCGUCAGAUUAAUGUCGCCAUGACAUUGAGAAGUGAGCUUAGCUCUUUGGUUGGGUUGGUGCUUGUUAUUCCUGAAUUUAUUUCAGGAUUUAAUGGUGCUGUUUUUUUUGGUAGACGACGUGUUAUUGACAGUAAAGAGCCUGUAGUGAUCUCAUCAAUCUUAAGAUUUGCUGAUCCAGUUUAGUUAUUCAGAGGUGCUUACAGUGUAUAUGUGUUUAUAGGGGCGAGUGUGUACUCGUUCGUGUAUGUGAGGGUUUACAUUUGUGUAUAAAAAAAAUGUCGCCAUGACAUCAUUUCACUUCAGAAAUGGGAUAAUGAAAGAAUAAUUGAGAUAGCACAGUUCAAAACAUAUCCACAAAAUGGGCUUGGCCCAACCUACGUACAAAAUGGGUCCAGACGAACCUAACCUGCUAAAUGGGCUCAGCCGCCUCUUCUUUUCUCCGCUCCCUUCCCGUCGUCCCAACCGCCCGCCCGCUCCUCAUUUCCUUCCCUUCCCGAACGCCGAACUCAAACGCGUUCAACUGGCAAUCGCCACGAGCGCACGACCUUGUAGCCGUGGUCGUUACCCAUGGAGAUCACCGAGGAGCAGCGGCGUCGCUCCGAGGCCAACCGCCUCGCCGCCCUUGAGAAGCGGAAGCGCAUCGCGGAGGCCGCAGCUGCGGCCGCGGCUGCCACCGCCUUUCCCGCCUCCGGCGCCCCCACAUUCCCUGCCUACGACACUGCCGCCGCCGCCGAGUGGAGGCUCGCCAAAUGCCCAAGAAUCGCCCCGCCCGCGCCCCAGCCGCCUCCGUUUGCGCCGCUGCCCCCGCGUCCUUCACCACCGCCGCCGCCACCGCCGACUCCGCCUCAGCCGCUGGUGGGGUUCCAGGUUGUGCUGGAGGUAUGCAGCCCCGACGAGUUCUUGGUGGCGGUGGGGCCGGUGGUAGGCAGGGCAUACCCCGGGGAGGCCGAGUGCCUUGGCGCCGUCCAGGACUGCCUCGCUGCGGCUUCGGUUGUACAAUACUCUGCAACACAGUCGCUAAGUCAAAGCGCUCAUCUUCGCCCUGUAUUUAAGCUUGUGGACUAUGAUGUGGUAUUGAAAUGCCUUAAGAAAUUACCUGGAGCUUCUGUGCAAGAAAUACCUUCUAGCACAAAGACAAUUAUUCAGAAUAUACCUAGGUAUCCUGGCCCAAAGUGGGCUUCUGAUGAAGAAGUAGAUGAGCUUCUCAAGAAGCUGCCACAGCAAAUAAAAGAUGCUCUUUUACCCUUCCAACUUGAAGGAGUGAUGUUUGGGCUUCGAAGGCGUGGACGCUGCCUAAUUGCAGAUGAGAUGGGGCUUGGCAAGACUCUCCAGGUGGGCAUAUAG
This is a messenger RNA of Sorghum bicolor (sorghum), 2843 nucleotides long. Its product is annotated as EID1-like F-box protein 2. Gene Ontology annotation, biological process: replication fork processing; DNA repair. The record is from RefSeq and is a predicted model, not a curated record. Gene Ontology annotation, molecular function: protein binding. NCBI's taxonomy places the organism in Eukaryota, Viridiplantae, Streptophyta, Magnoliopsida, Poales, Poaceae. Bases 2067 to 2843 code for a protein of 258 amino acids. Gene Ontology annotation, cellular component: nuclear replication fork. The transcript is spliced from 4 exons.